GUCUUUUUAAAAAUGAAUGUAGUAAAUUGUUGGAUCCGUCCCUGAUCGAGGACGUUCCAAAACACCAGGCCCCAAGUGACUGUGGGACUGUCGAUUAAAAAAAUAUAUUCCUCAAAGCAAGCAACCACGUUAAACACGCAGAAACAGAAGCAAGGAGCUAUCAAUGGUCAUUAACCUUUUUGUUUACCAAGAAAAGGUCAUAACUUUUGGCUGAAUUUAAAAAGAUUUUUUAGAUAAUGUAAUAAGCUGAAUUGGCAUUUGUUAUUUGGUUGAACAGGCUGAAAUUAUUAAGUUACACAAAUUACUAAAUUUGUUAGGUGGAAUUGCUUAAAAAGGUUUAAAUUGUGAAAAAUGUGAGGAAACGGGGAAAAUAUGGAGAAUGGUAGGUGAGCAUGCAUAGAUCCAAAUCUAGUGGACACUGACAUCUGAUGAACUACUAAUUUAUCUUUUAUUAUUAUGAACUAGAAUCUCUUCACAAGAUUGUCAUGAUCUUGAUCGUGUUCAGGGACCAUUUACCUUGUAAACUAUUUUCCAUUCUACUAUUCAUGCACACAUGUUAGUUGUUACGAUAAUUUUGGUUUAUAUCCAAAAUAUUUAGAAACGUAAGAAUGUAAUUAUCAGCUCCUUUGAUUACCCGGUUUACCUUAGAUCAAAGGUCCCAAACCCAUAACCUAGACUAAUCUUGAAACCCAUAAUUAUAUCUUACACUGGUGUAUCAUAAGUUGUAAAGUGUAUUAAAGCUAAUCACUAUUCGGUGGUGCUUAGAGAGAUUACAAUACAUCUUAAAAUAUUUAUGUUGUAAUAGUUAUAGUCUCUACCUCCAAUAAUUCCAUUAUUCUAAUUGGUGUACGUCUAGAUAUCAGUUUUGAUAUGGUAUUUUUUCCAAAGCGUAUAUUUAAAUUUGAAUUUUGUGUUAAUGAACAACAAAGAUUUGGGUGGUUGAACAACCCCAGUUUACAUCUUCGAAAUAUUUACAUUAUGUAAUAGUACAAGUUAGCAGCUAAUCAAUCAGCGAUGAUAAUCUUAUAAAUUCGUACUUUUUAGAUGGACGUAGGCCAAGUCUGCAUCCACUAAUUAAUUACAUUACUAUAAUGGAUGUAGAUCUGAAUAUAUGUUUAUGAUCUUGGAAAUUGUGUUGGUAUACAGCUAAAUACGGAGGCAUUUUUCUUUUAUCUGUUCGUUUUUUUUGAAAUCUUACAUAGUAUAUACAUAGUAUAUACAUAACACUCUUGUGUAAUAACUUUAAACAUAAUAAUAGUUUCAAAAAAAAAUUAACUUAAUAAAAGAAACAUUUGUCCUUCCAGGCAUACACCAAUCAAACAUAAUUCUUUUCUGCAUAAACCGAUCUCGAUCUAAGCCAGUGUUUCUUUUUCACUGUUUGGUUAAAAUAUCUAAGAUUCUAAAUAGCAGAGCAUGGUAAUAUAAAAAUAUCUUUUGAAUGUUUUUGUGUUUCCAAAAAAAAAAGAAUGUUUUUGAUAUCUGAUUUCUAUAAAUCCUGAGUUUCGUACGUGUUUAAAUGUAUGAGCUAACGAGCUAUGGGUCUACCAGGUCAGUGUCUAGCCAAAUGAGAACAUUUUGAUUCAACACAAUUAGAUAAAACGUAUUGUGGCACUUGAACACAACUCAUCAAAUUAUUAACAUAAUAAAGACAAUCUUGAAUGAAUGAAUAGUUUACAUCUUCCAAUUGGAGCAAAUGAGCCUAUGUAUCGAAACCCAUUCUAUUUCAGUUUCUAUCUGAUUUAUUGGCCCAUAAAAACAGUCCACAACGUCUUGGGUCAGACGACAAGAAAUCAGAGGCUGUGCUGAACUUGUUGUUUUUCAAGCUUCUAAUCAUGUUGGGCCUCCAGAAGUAGAUAUAAAUAAAUCGUUUCUUUUAGUUAGGCUUUUUCUUCCUUUUCUUAUUUGAUUUUAUUUAAAUAAUAUGCAAAAGAUAAGAGAAUAUUUUUCUUUCUUUUUUGAUCAAACGGAGAAUAUUUUUCUUUUUUCGUUAUAUUAUUGGAAGACAAAACGAGACACGUAUUCGGUACAUUAGUAUAAUUGUAUAAAGCCUUGAAAUGGAAAGCAUGAACCGUCAAAUCUUGAACCUCCACUACAGGUUUUGUUCCAUAUCGAAUUCUUCUUCCUAUUAUUUGGUUAUAAUCUGGAAAGAGAAAUAAAGUUAAAACUUUUUUCUCAAUCAGAUGGUAUACUAACACACAUACAAAGCUUCCACGGCUACUAAAUGAAUGGAUAAAUUGAUUUUUAAAAAGAAAUUUGCAAUAUAGUUAAUUACGGUAACAAUAUAGUUAAUUUUAAUAAAUUUGCAAAAGAAAAAUAUAGUUGAUAUUUAUAAUUAGGGAAACAUAAUUUCAUAAAAUCAUGAUUAUAAAACACAAGUAUGUGAGAAUAUGUACUCGCUUUGAUAUAUAUUUUUUAAUUAAAAGCUACGCUAUAAAUUCAUUGUAAAACUGUUUUCCUGAUAUCUAUAGAUAUUCACUCGUUUUUCUUUACCAAUAACAACCCUACUUUAUUUGUGAGAAAUCCAAAAUUCGUCAUUCUUUCAAUUUAUAUAAAUAAUUUAACUGUAACAAUUUGAUAUAUAUAAACCAGCAUGCAUUUCUAUAUAAUAUUUUCACAUGAAUUUUUUCUUUCACUAAAUCUUGUAUCAUCUUUCCUUUUCUUCUUUUUACAUUUUCAGCGUUGUUGUAAAGGUACUUUUGGGAAGACGAAACAUGAAUGAAAAAAAAAAGUAGAGUAAGAUCUAUUUCAUAGGUAAGAUGAAAAAACACAAUCCUAGCUAGCUUAAGGAACGAAGAUUGUAUACCCUCGUCGAACAAUUCUAUAUCUUAUGUUACAAUAAAAUUGUUGGAUCAGUGGCAACCCGAAUACGAACUCAUAAGUCAUGACUAUUUGAGAUUGUUUGCUAUCGCUAUGUUCUCCUGUUACUUAUCAUGUUCUGUUUUGUUCUUUCAUGAUUUUUUUGCCUUAAACAAUUCUGUAAAAUGUGUGUACAACAAGUUAUUACUCAAUAGAAAAGAAAGUUUAUAUAUAUAUAUAUAUAUACAAAAACAAAAGUGCUUCAUAUGAAAACAAUGUAGGAUCUCAUAUGUCUACGGUGUUUCACGGACAUUCGAGUUAUUUAGCAAUGUCAGUCGUUGUGACAACAUGAUUAUAUGUACGUAGGCGAGUACGUAUACAUGUUCAUUGCGUGAUAUAUAUAGUAUAUAUAUAUAUGUACAUCUAAAUUUUUAAAUUAAUAAUAUAAUUUUAAAUUAGUUAGAGACUACAUUAAAAUGAGAUGAAUCGAGUGGUGGUGUAUGUACAAGUGUUGUGAUGCGUGGGUGAUGAUGGUGAAGGAUGGUGCUCUUCGUGUGGAAACCACACUCUUCCUCUUUUCUUUAUUGAAUAACCUCUUUCCACUAUUUUAUCUCACUCUAAUCUUCGCAAUGCUUUCCAAUUCACCAAUCCAUUCCGUUUAUUGCUUUAUAUAUAACGAAACCCUACUUACAUAUGUUCACUAUCUAUUUGUUAACAGGGGUUUUCACUUUCAAACGGAUAUAAUUGCUUAUUUUGAUAUUCAAGAAUCUAAAGGCAUCUCUAUCCCCAUUCCAUUUUCUUCUUAUAAUAUAAAAUAAAAGUGAAUAUGAAGUAAAGAAUACUUCAAACUUCAUAUCAUUCUACAAUAGAGUUUACUCCAUUAAUUUUUUUUUUAUCACUCCAUUAUAAAGUAAGAUUGAAGUAUUUUUACUCUAUUUUAAAGAAAAAAUGGAGUUUUACAUUGAAGAUGCUCUAAGAAUUGGUAUCGUGAAUAAACAUCUGAUUCGUAUUUGAUUAUUUAAUAGUUGGAUUUUACUGUUUUAUAUUCGAUAUCCUCGUUCAAUCUAAUAUGGAUUUUCACUAGUAAGGGCUAGCUAGUUCUAUACGUAAUGGUGUUAUUCUCUCAAUUUUUUCUUUGUUUAUGUAGUGGUAUUAUAUACUGAUUUUCAUUUUGUUAGUUUCUUAAAGCUUCUAUUGUAACUUGUUAAAACAAAAACAAAAGUAAAUUAACUGUAUUUCGUGUAUAUUUUGGUUGAGUUUAAAUACAUUAGUUUCCAACUCUGAAACUUCUAUAAAAAAAAGUCCAAGAAUAAACCAUUGCUGUGCCAAUAUAUAAUAUUUUGAUAAAUCCUUUCAAUUUUUAAUAACUUUUGGUCAAACACUGCUACGAAAAUCUACAAUUAUUGAUAACUUUUGGUCAAACAUUACUAAAAUCAAACUGUAUGGAAACAGUGUGUCUCCUUCCCUUAUUUUCUCCUUUUUGAUUCCUUUCUUUAUAAAAAGGUAUACAAAACUACCAAAAACAAAUGAGAAUCUAAAAAGAAAGAAUUUUAACCCCCAAAAACUGAUUUGAUGAGUAUGAUAAUAAAGAUGAGAAAAUUCUAUAAUCUGUAUAUGUUGACUCUCUUUAAUUACUAUAUGUUUGCAUACACUCUCAUGAUCCUUCUAUAUUAUCUCAACAUAUACUUAGCUGAUGGGUUCAUCUCGUUGAUGUACUAAUCCACUACCAUAAGAAAAUAUGAUAAUAGUAUUUUUUUUAAAAUCAGUAGGUAAUGGAUAAAAAGUUGAUGAAUAAAUAUGCUCAACAUAAAUGGGUUAAAGAUUGCGAACAUCAAAUGCAAAUAAUCAACUUGAAAAUUCCUUUUUUUCCUUUAUUUAAGUAUGUUUUUCUUUUUCCCUAGAAGACAUGCAUGCCUUUGCUUAUGAAGAUGACACAACAUCUUCUUAUGUAACUGCCUCUUUUGGCCUCACUUAGGAUUUCUAUCUUAACUAUGCAAAAUGGUGAGAAAACAUUCAUGAAUGUGGCUUUCACAUCACCUUUCUUUAUAGCUUCCCAUUUCAUUUUAUUUGUAAUUAUAUGUUUUGUCCUGUGUACUUAAUUCUUCAACGAUAAUGCUAUCUCUUUUUUUUCUCUGUUGUUCGUACGCGGUCGACCAACUUAGCUUCUUGAAUUCGAUCGAGCGAAUUUAUAUUAAAAAUGUUAUUCCAUCGUCUAAUUUUUUUUUUAUAAAUUAUCAAAAUAUGCUACUGCAGCUAAUUCGCUUAUCGUAUUGUUCAUAGUUAGGGCUCAUAAAUUCGCUUAUCGUAUAUAUAUAUAUAUCAUACAUAGGAUAGGAAGGGUCAAAAGUUAACUAGAAGAUCCAUGCAAACCGAUUUAGUUUAUGUCAUUAUACUAUCAUGUCAUUUUUUCUAAUAUAGACACGAAGCUAGUAUAUGUAUCAUGUAUGAUUGUAUCUAAUCUACACGAAUACACGAUCAAAUUGAAAUAUAAUUAGAGGAAGAAAAUAUCAAUGUCUCAGAUUACUACAUCAACCCCAAAAAAACAUGUCUAUAAUUGCCGCUCUUCUAUAAACAUGAUUGUAAUUUUAUAUCUGAUUAACCCUAAGUUAGUGCCGUUUAGUACAUUAUUUUUCUUUCCAAUAUCAUAAAUUAGUACCAACAACAAAAAAAAACAUUUAGUGGUGAUGCUCCACAUAUUGUCUCCACCGAGGCAAAAAGUAUACUCCAAAACCUCCAUAAAUAGAAUAAGCCUGGGCGUGUGUUCUCCACACUUACACGACUCUCUAGCUCAAAAAAAAAAACACCAAAAAAUAUUGAAAAAAAAUGGAUCAAGGUCGUAACAUGGACAUAGAGAAGGAAUCAACAGCAACCUUUGACUACUCCAAACGCGCUCAAUGGCUACGUGCCGCGGUGCUGGGAGCCAACGACGGUCUUGUCUCCACCGCGUCGUUGAUGAUGGGCGUUGGCGCCGUGAAGCAUGACGUCAAGGCUAUGAUUCUCUCGGGUUUCGCCGGAAUGGUGGCCGGAGCUUGUAGCAUGGCGAUAGGAGAGUUCGUCUCCGUUUACUCUCAGUACGACAUAGAGGUAGCUCAGAUGGAGAGAGAGAGUGGGGAAGUGGAGAAAGAGAAGCUUCCUAGUCCACUACAAGCAGCAGCUGCGUCUGCGCUUGCGUUUUCCGUGGGUGCGAUUGUGCCUCUUUUGGCGGCUGCGUUUGUGAAGGAGUAUAGAGUGAGGAUCAUUGCGGUCGUGACUGCGGUUACCGUGGCGCUUGUGGGGUUUGGGUGGUUAGGAGCGGCGCUAGGGAAGGCACCAGCGGUUAGGUCUUCGGCUAGGGUUUUGUUUGGAGGGUGGCUUGCUAUGGCUGUUACCUUUGGGUUAACUAAGCUUAUUGGGUUAUAUGGACUUUGAAUGGCUCGUAAGUAAUCUAUUGAUGAGAUCAUGAAACGUGACAGUGUGUUUUUAGUUUUAUUACAGAUGUAAUACUUAGAUUUGAUGAUCAUAGUGUCUGAGAGACCAGUGGAUGUUGUAAACUAUUACGAUGGCGCGGUUCGUUUUAUUUCCGGCAACUUUGAUAGGAAGUUUCUGUAGUAAUAAUGCAAACGUUUACGCUAAAUCGGAAACAAUAAUCGUUUUGCUGAUAAUAUAGUCUCUUUUUUUUUUGUCUCUGUGCUGAUAAUAUAGCUAUGAUUGCGAAUUUGUGAUUUUAUGGAAGAAUAAGUUAUGGUUUGUCUAUAAAAGAUGCCAAUAGAAACAGUUGACAUGAUUUAACAAGUUUAAAUAUAUUAAUCUCUUGGUCAUAUAUAAGUUGUGGCCACUCCUAACAAGAUAUGAAAUAGUAUUGGAUCAUAUCAUAUAUUUUAGACAUUAAUUUUAGGUGAAUAGUAGGAUCAUACCAUAUGCUGUUUUUUUCUUUCUUGGCGCAGUCAAAGAAAAAUAUACAUUAAGUUUUUAAAUUAGUUAAAUGUUUAGAUGAUAUAUAAACAGAAAUCCUUGGAAAA
Molecule: messenger RNA, 6794 nt
Organism: Brassica rapa (field mustard)
Lineage: Eukaryota; Viridiplantae; Streptophyta; Magnoliopsida; Brassicales; Brassicaceae
Product: vacuolar iron transporter homolog 2
Biological process (GO): intracellular manganese ion homeostasis
Molecular function (GO): manganese ion transmembrane transporter activity
Source: RefSeq, a predicted model, not a curated record